AUGAUUGAGUUUUUGUUAAUGGUUAAUAAACAAGGGCAAACCAGGUUAAGUCAGUACUAUAACCACUUAAGUAUCGAAGAGAAAACAAUAUUGGAGGGAGAACUAAUAAGAAAAUGCUUAUCUCGAGUUGAUUAUCAGUGCUCUUUUUUGCAGUAUAGAGAAUAUAAAAUUAUAUACAGAAGAUAUGCUAGCUUAUAUUUAAUAGUCGGUGUUACAAACCAGGAUGUUAACGAAUUUGCCAUACUUGAAAUGAUUCAUAACAUUAUUGAAAUUCUAGAUAAGUAUUAUGAAAAUGUUUGUGAACUGGACAUCAUGUUUAAUAUUGAUAAAACUCAUUUUAUAAUUGAUGAAAUUAUUUGCAAUGGAGAAAUUUGCGACAUGAACAAAACGAAUGUACUACGACCAAUUUUGUUAAUGGACAAAUUCUCUUUAAAAAUGUGA
Plasmodium malariae is the source of this 441-nucleotide messenger RNA. Its product is annotated as AP-4 complex subunit sigma, putative. Bases 1 to 441 code for a protein of 146 amino acids. NCBI's taxonomy places the organism in Eukaryota, Apicomplexa, Aconoidasida, Haemosporida, Plasmodiidae. Gene Ontology annotation, biological process: protein transport; vesicle-mediated transport. The record is from RefSeq and is a predicted model, not a curated record. The transcript has 2 exons. Gene Ontology annotation, cellular component: intracellular membrane-bounded organelle.